AUGGCUGUAGGGAAUCGAAACCAACAUGGUCCUCCUGACAACGACUGUAAUGAGAUAUUCUUCGAGUUAGAAGAUUUUGAGUUUAAAUUGGUCUUACAUGUCUCAUAUGGAAGUUUGCCACAUAUUAGGCUACUUUUCUUUGACGGUUUGGCUCAACUUCUCAUUGGAAAGAAGGCUGAUGAAUUGGUUGCAAAGAUAGCUGAGGAUGAUCCUUCAACUAUUCCCAUUGCUAUUUCUUCGUUUAUUGGAAAAACUAUGUUGUUUAAGGUUUCGAUCACAAAUGACAAUUUGAAGAGUUCAAAAUCGGCAUAUGUUGUUGAAAAGUUUUGGGAAAAGGAAGAUAUGGUCGUUCAGUUUGUAAAGGAGAGCUAUGCAAAUGCCGAUGUCAACCCUCGAAUUCUAGAAAUAACAGAUGGAAAUGACGAGAGUUCUUCAGCUGAAUCGGCUUCAUCUCCGUCAAAGAAGAGAACUUCCCGAAAGAGUGGCGACUCCGCGAAUAGUCAUAAUAUGAUUACAAGGAAAUCGAUCAAAACUGAGAAACUAGCUUAA
Molecule: messenger RNA, 549 nt
Organism: Capsella rubella
Lineage: Eukaryota; Viridiplantae; Streptophyta; Magnoliopsida; Brassicales; Brassicaceae
Exons: 4
Coding region: 1-549 (182 amino acids)
Source: RefSeq, a predicted model, not a curated record